AUGGGGCUGCUGAAGAAACCCAGUAUCCGUGCCUAUUGGAGCACCAACCUGCUGUAUAGCACCCCUAUGUACUGCAUGGCAAUGAGCAGGACACGGUUUAAGAUGAUACUGAGAUUUCUGCAUUAUACCGAUAAUGCCGCAUGUCCAACUAGAGACCACCCUAGCUACGAUUGGUUAUAUAAAAUUAGGCCUGUUAUAGACCAUCUAAAUACAGUGUUCCAGGUGGCAUAUAUCCCAGACAGGGAAAUAUCAAUUGAUGAGUCCCUGGUGCACUUCAAGGGCAGGCUACAAUUCUGCCAGUACCUGCCAAGCAAAAGGGCAAGGUAUGGUGUGAAGAUGUACAAGCUCUGCGAAAGGGCAUCAGGAUACACGUACAGGUUCCGUGUACACGAGGGGAAAGACUCAUCAAUUGAACCCCCAGAGUGCCCCCCUGUCCUGGGAAUUACUGGCAAGAUACUGCUAGAGGGCCACAGAGAAUACGCCAGGGCCACAUCUUCAUCUAGCUCCCAACGCAAUAAAUUUAAGAAAUCACGACGCAAACCUGAAUAUAACCAACGCUCCAAUGAAAGACGUUUUACCAGACAGAGAGGAGACACACCGGCACCUGGACCUUCCCUUAAGGCUAACUUUAAUCUUUUCUGUACAGUAAAAGACAUUCAACUAUUUGCACGACGCCUGAUCCUCAAAAAACUGCACACAAGACACUUUGAUCUGAAUACUGAAAACCUGUUGGGUUCCACGGUAGAACAGGAGGCUAUUUUAAACUUACAAUCAUUACUGGAUGAACAGGAUCCUAUGCCACAACUAGGAACAGGUGAGUACCCGCGCUACCUUUUACCUAAGAGUGUCACCUUCCCUCCUACGACUUUGGUUCCUGAGGUGGAUAUGUUUAUCAAAUUGGUAAUUAGGGACUUGAGACGCCUGGCAGAAACAAGAGCCAGUGACAAUCUAACAUACCCCCAGCGAAAGGCUGUUCAAGAACUGAGGGCUUUGAAAAACGUGGUUAUAAAACCAUCAGACAAGGGGGGUAAUGUUGUCCUAUGGCCAUCUCAUAUGUACGAGAAGGAAAUGUUUAGACAACUACGUGAUUCCAAUUGCUAUAAGCGACUCACUUUUAACCCCCUGAUGUCUUAUCAACAGGAAUUAGCUCAUAUUCUGGACAAUGCUGUGGAGGAAAACAUCUUGAAUUUGAAACAGAAACAAGGACUAAUUAUACAGUACCCGACCAUCCCUACAAUAUAUCUAUUGCCGAAGAUCCAUAAGAACGCACUGAUACCUCCUGGAAGACCUAUUGUGUCUGGGUGUAACUCCCUGACUGAACCAAUAUGUAAGUGGAUUGACUUUUUCUUGAAGCCUCUAGUCGAACUGUUACCUUCCUACAUUAAGGACUCAAAUGAUGUUCUACGUAGACUUGAUGGUGUCCAAUUAGAUGAUAACUCCUACCUUGUGACAUGUGAUGUAGAAUCACUAUACACGUCGAUAAGACACAAUGACGGUAUAGCAGCCACUAAAUUUUUUCUGGAAUCCAGCAAUUUGGAGGGAGACCUAUGUGCCUUAAUCCUGGAACUGUUGUCCUUCAUUCUAACGAGAAAUUUUUUCAUCUUUAAAGGGGUCUUCUACCUACAACUGCAGGGAACGGCUAUGGGGGCGGCUUGUGCGCCCUCAUAUGCCAAUUUGUUCCUUGGGUUGUGGGAGAGGACCCUUUUUACGUCGGAUACCUGCCCCUUGGCUGAAAAAGUACUGUCAUGGGGCAGAUACAUUGAUGAUAUCCUGUUUAUUUGGCAGGGUACACUAGACGAGUUGGAACAGUUUAUGGAUGCCCUCAAUAACAACAACUUAAACAUUCAUCUAACGCAUAAAGUGAAUAAAACUAAUAUUGAGUUUUUGGAUAUCCAGAUACAGGCGGACGCCAAUGGAUUUAUCCAGACGAAUCUACAUCGUAAAUCUACUUCAGCUAAUACCGUACUACACGCCAGCUCUGCUCACCCCACACAUUUGAUCAGAAAUAUUCCCAUAGGUCAAUUCCUACGUGCAAGACGCCUGUGCUCCACGGAACAGGACUUUGAAAUGCAGGCCCGUGAUCUAGAGAAAAGAUUCCGUGAAAGGGGCUAUAGCAAUCGGAGCAUUAAAAGGGCAUACUGGAGAGCGAAAAAAACGGAUCGUGCGUCAUCCCUACAUAGAACAAGGACCAACAAGACAACUGACAACCAGGUGAGGUGCAUUUUAGAUUAUAACUCUCGUAGCCAUGAGAUUAGGCAGAUACUUGAACAGCAUUGGCCCGUUCUACAAGUGGAUGAGACACUAAAUGGUAUGAUACCUUCGAGACCAGCGAUUGCAUAUAGACGGAAUAGAAACUUGAAGGACCUUCUGGUGAGGAGCCACUAUGAGACUGAGGAGCCAUAUUUAUUUGGCUCCAAGGGCCCCAAAAACGGCUGCUCCCCAUGUGGUAAAUGCCUUGCAUGUAGUAAUAUAUUACGGACUGAUAUGUUUCGCAAUUCAUCCUGUACCAAGUCAUAUGAAAUUAGGCAGAAAAUAAACUGUGUAACCAAAGGGGUGGUAUAUGUUGCACAAUGCCCAUGCGAAUUGCUAUACGUGGGCAUGACCACCAGGGAGCUCCGCCGACGGGUCAGAGAGCAUAUCCUGGAUAUUAAUGCGGCAGCCAAUGAAACAAACCUUCAGUCUUUGAAAACCCUACCAAGACACUUUAAACUUAAACAUAACAGUGAUGCCACUCUCCUCAAAUUCAUAGGUAUCGACCACGUCCCGGUGGGUAUCAGAGGUGGCCAAUGGAAGAAAUUGGUUGCACAAAGAGAAACGCGAUGGAUCUUCAGGCUGGACACACUUGUACCUCACGGCUUAAAUGAGAUGUGUUAUGAGACUUACCAACCAGGGCCAUCACGUGACUACUUCUAGCCUCCUUCUAUCGUUGGAGUGACCUUACCACCGGAAUCAUGUUGGGAC
This is a messenger RNA of Hyla sarda, 2961 nucleotides long. RefSeq lists its product as uncharacterized. The transcript has 4 exons. Bases 1 to 2913 code for a protein of 970 amino acids. The record is from RefSeq and is a predicted model, not a curated record. NCBI's taxonomy places the organism in Eukaryota, Metazoa, Chordata, Amphibia, Anura, Hylidae.